CAGCACAGGUAGCCCCGCCCCCAGGCACGCAGACUGUGUGCACUUCCGGGAUGCUGGCAGGAGGUGAGGCACUUCCGGCAGUGAGCUCCGUGGCCGGAUGACGUGGCUGAGCGGCCGCUGAGGAGGCGGCGGGUGUCGGUAGCAGGGGCAGCAUCUACAGCGGGAGGAGGAGCAGGAGGACGGAUCACCGAGGGAGCCCCCGAGACAUAUCCGACGUGUGCACCGAGCCGCCAGGACAAGAUGUGGCCCCUCAGGCUGGUGCUGCUGUGUGUGUCCGCGCUGUGCGCCUGGGCGGAUGAGCAUGAGCACACGUAUAAUGAUAAAGAAGAGGUGGUUUUAUGGAUGAACACAGUAGGGCCAUACCACAAUAGGCAGGAGACAUACAAGUAUUUCUCCCUGCCGUUCUGUGUUGGAACAAAGAAAAGUAUUAGCCACUAUCACGAAACUUUAGGAGAAGCUCUUCAAGGAGUUGAAUUAGAGUUUAGCGGUUUAGAUAUUAAAUUUAAAGAUGAUGUCAUGCAAUCUACUUAUUGUGACAUUGAAUUGGACAAAGCAAAGCGAGAUGCAUUUGUAUAUGCAAUAAAAAAUCACUACUGGUACCAGAUGUACAUAGAUGAUUUACCGAUAUGGGGUAUUGUUGGUGAAGCCGACGAAAAUGGAGAAGAUUACUUUCUAUGGACAUAUAAAAAGCUUGAAAUUGGAUAUAAUGGGAACCGUAUUGUGGAUGUAAAUCUUACGAGUGAAGGAAAAGUCAAGCUUGUCCCAAACACAAAGGUCCCAAUGUCCUACUCUGUUAAAUGGAAAAAAUCUGACGUCCGGUUUGAAGAUCGAUUUGAUAAGUACCUUGACCCUUCGUUUUUCCAACACAGGAUACACUGGUUUUCAAUCUUCAAUUCUUUUAUGAUGGUUAUUUUCUUGGUUGGAUUGGUGUCCAUGAUUUUAAUGAGAACCUUGAGAAAAGAUUAUGCACGGUAUAGCAAGGAAGAGGAAAUGGAUGAUAUGGACCGGGAUCUAGGAGAUGAAUAUGGUUGGAAACAGGUCCAUGGAGAUGUGUUCAGACCGUCAAGUCACCCACUGAUCUUUUCAUCCCUCAUUGGAUCAGGGUUUCAGAUCUUUGCAGUCUCUCUUAUUGUAAUUAUUGUAGCCAUGAUUGAGGAUUUAUAUACAGAGAGAGGCUCAAUGCUCAGCACUGCUAUAUUUGUGUAUGCUGCAACAUCACCAGUCAAUGGGUACUUUGGAGGAAGCCUUUAUGCCAGGCAAGGAGGCCGGCGGUGGAUAAAGCAAAUGUUCAUUGGAGCUUUCCUAAUCCCAGCAAUGGUUUGUGGGACCGCUUUCUUCAUCAACUUCAUUGCCAUCUAUUACCAUGCUUCCAGAGCAAUCCCUUUUGGGACAAUGGUUGCUGUGUGCUGCAUUUGUUUCUUUGUGAUCCUUCCAUUGAACCUGGUGGGGACAAUACUUGGUCGAAAUUUGGCAGGACAACCCAACUUCCCCUGUCGCGUCAAUGCAGUUCCUCGGCCCAUCCCUGAGAAAAAGUGGUUCAUGGAGCCGGCUGUCAUUGUGUGCCUAGGCGGAAUACUACCAUUUGGAUCCAUUUUUAUUGAAAUGUAUUUCAUUUUUACUUCGUUCUGGGCUUACAAGAUCUACUAUGUGUAUGGCUUUAUGAUGUUGGUUCUGGUCAUCCUGUGCAUUGUGACUGUCUGUGUAACCAUUGUAUGUACAUACUUCCUACUAAAUGCAGAAGAUUACCGGUGGCAAUGGACAAGUUUUCUCUCUGCUGCUUCCACUGCCAUCUAUGUUUACAUGUACUCAUUUUACUAUUACUUUUUCAAAACAAAAAUGUAUGGAUUGUUUCAAACAUCGUUUUACUUUGGAUAUAUGGCAGUAUUUAGCACCACCUUGGGAAUUAUGUGCGGAGCAAUCGGUUACAUGGGAACAAGUGCCUUUGUUCGGAAAAUCUACACUAAUGUGAAAAUUGACUGAGGGAUCCAGCAGGAAUAGGAACUGUGGAUCAUUUACUACUUUUUUUUCUCCUGGGGUUGGGGGUGAAACCUGCACAUUAGUGCCAGAAGAGAUUGGGUUUUAACACUGGGUACUGUGUUGGUCUCCGUUCUGUGGAUGGCUUAAAAUGGCCUCUAUUUCAUUGAUCCUAGUUUUCUUACAGACUGCUUUUUCCAACCGGUAACAGCAUAAUGCUUGGAUUAUACGCAGUAAGCAUUACUACAGUACACGGCUAAUCUUCCCAAAACAAAAAAGCUAGCACAUAAAAGAUGAAUAGACUAGCUCUCUUCAGUGAAGAGGACUCACAGUUUAUUUAAUGCAUUUGUUCCAUUCAAUAAAUAAGAGUGAAGCUUGGCAGCUCAAACUAGGUGAUUAGUAGUCUUCUUGGUACAUUAUGAAACUAAGAUUGCUGUUCCAGGAAACCUCCUCUUCUCUAAUUUCGGUCGCCACUUUAGAAAUGUAUGUUUAUAUUUUCACUGUGGGUGUUGUGACGGUUUGCUGUGUCCAGUUCACCCGCACCUGUUUUAUUUUCUUGAAAGAGAAAGAAACAAAUGGAAAAAUCUGCAUGUAAUAUAGGCUUUCUAUAUAUUUGGACCAAUUUCAAACGUAUUUAUCUCUGAAAGACGAAAAUGAAACUGCAUUUUAAGAAUCCAUCCAAAGAGAGCUGAAAACAACUGUUCUCGGCACUGCAAUGUAAUGUAAAGUGCAAAGAAAAUGUUAAAUUAAUAGAAUUUUUGUUUUUAUGAUCCAUUUUAACAGAAAUCCUAUAGUAACCCCUUUCUUCCAAUGUUGAUCUUUUUGUUUAUUUGUUUAGAAUGUUUUUUUAUUUUAUUAUUCAAUUGGGUUUCAAUGAAGGCUUUACUUAAAAUAUGAAAGGGGAAAUUUGUAUAUAACAUUAAAUAAUGUAAUCUAGGUUUAGAUCCCAAUUGUAUUUGGAUGUACAGGUUUAUUACGGAGUCCUUUUUUUUUAUUAAUUUUUUUUUUUCUGUGAUGUUUCAAUGUACAAAAUCUGUGGCGUCUGGUGGCUCUUCACAUCUUGCCUGCCAUUGCAUGAGACAUUAUUGUUGGGUUUUUCUUUUCUCUUCCCGUUUUUAUUUUUCUUCAUGUGUGUAUGUUGGGCCUUUAUGUUCCCUCUUCGCUCUGAAGCUCUUACACAAAAAAAAGUCAGAUUUGUAAUUUAGAACAUUUACAUUUUUUGUUAAUCUUGUCUGGACACUUGUGUAACAUCUGAAGCAUUGUGGCUUUAGAGUGUUCAGAAAACUGAAAUAAAAUUUUCAGAAAAAAAUAACGUUCUGGAAUCCAAUCCUUGUUUUUAUUUUUGGAUGUAAUUUCAGCCUUGGAAACAGCCAGAUUCUAUUGCAUUUGUCCUCACGACACAAUGGCUGUGCUUUGCAGUGCGGCACUUUAUGUUCUAGUGAACAAAAGGUGGCAAACUUAGAACACAUUGUUUAUGUAUAAUUUUUUUAUGUUAGAGAUGUGCACUGAUGUAUUCAAAAUGAUAACAAUGCUGAAAACUUUUGUUUCUUUUAACCUUUUAUGUAUAGUUGAUUGAAUACCGUAUAAGGAUAUGUGCAGAUCAGGAAAUAAAGUGAUAUUAUGCCAGUGA
Molecule: messenger RNA, 3604 nt
Organism: Pseudophryne corroboree (corroboree frog)
Lineage: Eukaryota; Metazoa; Chordata; Amphibia; Anura; Myobatrachidae
Gene: TM9SF3
Product: transmembrane 9 superfamily member 3
Exons: 15
Coding region: 241-1980 (579 amino acids)
Biological process (GO): protein localization to membrane
Cellular component (GO): membrane
Source: RefSeq, a predicted model, not a curated record